Molecule: messenger RNA, 2999 nt
Organism: Notechis scutatus (mainland tiger snake)
Lineage: Eukaryota; Metazoa; Chordata; Lepidosauria; Squamata; Elapidae
Gene: THAP8
Product: THAP domain containing 8
Source: RefSeq, a predicted model, not a curated record
AUCCGUCAACAAACGAGCUGGAAGCUCUCCGGAGGUGCCGCCGCCGCCGCGAUGACCAAGUACUGCCGGGCGCCGCGAUGCUCCAACUCGGCCGGGCAGCCGCGGCGGGACCAGCGGCGGCUCAGCUUCUACAAGUUUCCCUUACACAGUCCUGAGCGUCUCCGGCAAUGGCUGUCCCAAAUGAACCAAGAGAAGUGGACCCCCACCAAACACCAACACUUGUGCAGUGAUCAUUUUGCCCCCUCCUGCUUUGAGUACCGGUGGGGGGUUCGCUACCUGAAGCCCGACGCUGUUCCCACCAUCUUCCAGACGUCGGACAGCCCACUGAAGAGGGAGAAUGCCGUCGAACCGGCUUCUGACGCCCCGGCCAAGAAGGCCCUUCUCGAGCGCGAGGGGGACACCCCCACUGCUGCCCAAACCCCGGCCUGCCAGGAGCCCAGCCCCAUGGAGACCCUCACCAUCGCCAUAGACCCCGGUGUGGCCGCCACCCCGGUCUACCUGGAGGCCCAGACUUCGGCCCCUGACUUGGACUUCCAGGCCCUCUCGGGGCCCCUGGUGGGGACGGUGAACCUGCUUCCUCUGGUCCAAAUCGUGGAGCCCCUCCAAGGGGUGACCCUGGCGGUGGCUUCCCCCAUGCCAGCCGUGGCCUUGCCGGAGCCCCUGGAGCAGCAGGUGGUGGAUUUGGUGGCCUCCCUGCCCCAGGCCGCCCUGGGGUCCUUGCCCGGCUCUUCCGUAGGGCUGGCCGGGCAGCUGUGCGCCGAAGUGGCUGUGCCUUGCGAAGUGGUGGCCGCAGGCGAUCAGACUUCGGUACGGGCUGCGAUGGCCGAGCCAGCAGCCCUGGCGGAAGAGGGGGCCCUGGUGAUCGAGAACGUCUCCAUCGAGCCGUUCCUGGAGGGCGGCGGCUCCUCCGUAGCCCUCCCCGACCUGCAGGAGCCCACCGCCACCACCGAGAUGGUGGCCUACUUCGAGACCAUCCCCACUGCUCCCGUCACGGCGGCCGCCGCGGCCUCUUCCGGGCUGACGGCCCCCGAGACGGUGCUGUCCUCGGCCCUCAGCCUUCCCAUCGUCUCCACCCUGCCCAUCGUCUCCAACCACGCGGCCCCGAAGGCCCCCCUCUCGGCCGAGGAGGCGACGCUGGAGGAGGGCAGCUCGGCCGACUCUUCCGAGGAGCCCCUGGAGGAGCACCGCUACCACCACCGAGGAGGGGAGGGGGGCACGACAGCCGAGCUGGCGGAGGUGGUGAUGGGGCUGCAGAAGAAAGUGAAGGGGCUCCAGCAAAGGCACCGGCGGCACUGCGCCAAGCUGGAGGCCAUGGAGAGCGUGGUGGAGCAGCUCUGGAAGGAGAACCUGGUGUCGGAGGAGAAGCUGAAGGUCCUGGAGAUGGCCUGCCUGCAGUCCAGCACCUUCGUGCCGGAGGCCGGUGGCGCAGUGGCCAUCAUCUGCCAGGACAGAGAACCGGCCUUGCUCUACGCCGUGCCUCAACCCUCCAGCGAAGGCAACGAGACCACCCCCCAGAGGGAAGGGCAGUGAGCCAGGACUGGGGGGGGGGGGGGGGGCAGCUGAGAACAGGCCCUUUCUGCCUCUGGUUGCCCCCUCAGCCCUCCCCAGGAAGUGGCCAGAGCUCGCCCUCCCACCCCCCAAGAACGCUGGCCCAGCUAAGCAGAGCCUCGGCCACCUCUCCGUGGCCUUAUUCCAGGGGUCCCCAACCUUGGCCACUUUAAGACUUGUGGACUUCCAACUCCCAGAAUUCCCCAGCUCGGGGAAUUCUGGGAGUUGAAGUCCACAAGUCUUAAAAGUGGCCAAGGUUGAAGAUCUCUGCCUUAUUCCUUCAGCACCUUAUCUUCUGAUUUCUCUCUGGGGGUGGAGGUCUUAAGAGAUGAUUAUAUAUAAUGCACUUUCACCCCCUCAUCCUCCUCGGGGCUCUGCAAGGCUGCUCAUUUGCAUCAGCCCCGGCUGGCAGGGCCAUGGCCCAGGGUAAUGGGAAUUGUAGUGCAAAAGGGAAGGCUUCAACCGCUUGUUCCUCCUCCUCCUCCUCCUCCUCCUCCUGCUUGUAUUUCUCGAGCACCUUUUUCAAUUUCAUAUCCUAGAACAGGGGUCUCCAAACUCGGCCUCUUUAAGACUUGUGGACUUCAACUCCCAGAAUUCCCCAGCCAGCCGUGUCUGUUUCUUUUUCUCCUCUUCCCGCAAAGAGGAGAGAUUGAAGAGGAAGGGAUUACAAGAGAGUAAGCUAUGUUGUUGCUGGAGAAUUCUGGGAGUUGAAGGCCACAAGUCUUGAAGCGGCCAAGUUCGGGGACCCCUGUCAUAGAAUUUUGCUGUCUGUUGGUGUUUUUUUUGUUUCAAAGGCCUCAGAUUCCCAUUUUUCCUUGCUGAUUCCAACUAGACGUGAUUUCCAAUGGAGCCUUUCAUGCAGAACUUGAAAUCCAAUGGGUUAUUGUGAUUAUGAUGAUGAUGAUUAUUAAGGGGUUGAAUGGAAGGGGGGCAGGAAGGGCGUGUAGGAAUCGUGGUAAGGAGCGGGGAGAAAAUCUUUUAAGGAGCCACGAACACCCAAAAAGGGAAAUGUGGAAAAGAUUGAGACACGACAACAAUCGACAAUAGGCCUCGUGCUUUUGGAAAUGCAUGUAUGUUUUGCAAGCCCCCAAACCAGCUGCAGUUGGGCCUGCCUCCUUCAACCUGGAACAUCCCAGAAUCCCCCCAGCAAUACAGGUUGGGGUUUUCUGUGAAUUGUAGUUCAAAAGCACCUGGAAAAGCCGCCACAAUGAAUGCAAAACUCUCCGUAGACAAGAUUAAGAACAUACAACAUCGUCAAUCCGAAGAGCGUCUAGAAUCCGUUCUGUUUUUCCUCAUGGCCAAUUCCUGUAAUUUGUCUUGAAGCCCCAAAAGAUUUUUCCAACUAGCUGCCAAAUAAGAUCCCGAAUGAGUUUUGAGUAUAAAUCCUUUCAUUGGUUAAUUCUUCUGUUUUUAAUUUAAAGAAAACAACAACGACACACAAAUAAAACACA